Stomoxys calcitrans (stable fly) is the source of this 10961-nucleotide messenger RNA. It is a transcript of the gene sty, whose product is annotated as protein sprouty. Gene Ontology annotation, cellular component: cytosol; membrane. NCBI's taxonomy places the organism in Eukaryota, Metazoa, Arthropoda, Insecta, Diptera, Muscidae. Bases 2697 to 4826 code for a protein of 709 amino acids. The transcript is spliced from 2 exons. Gene Ontology annotation, biological process: negative regulation of fibroblast growth factor receptor signaling pathway; animal organ development; multicellular organism development. The record is from RefSeq and is a predicted model, not a curated record.
CUCUCUCUCUCUAAUCUUGCUUAACCAUAUACCUACUCACAUUUGUACUUCAACUGUCGUUGGGUCUCUCAAACACUCUGAUCAUCAAUUUGCGAAAUCUGUAUGAAAUGCUCUCCCUUUACAAACUACAUUUGUAUUGUGGGUAUUUCAGUUGGUUCUCUGGCUCUCUCUCUCUCUGGCAUAUGCAUGCUCUAAACAUUAUAAGAGCUGCUGCAAUAAAAUCAACAUUUAUAGUGGGCUGGUUGGUUGGUUGGUUGACUAUUGCAGAGAAAUAGAGAAUGUGAGAGCGUGAUUGAGAGAGUGUUGGCAUACAUGCAGCAAUGGACUACCACGAGUGACAUUAGUUCGAGAUAGUCUGUGCGCGAUACAACCACUUGGAUUUAUAUGUCGCUUGAAAACGCCGCAGCACACUGAAAAGAAAAUCAAUCCCCUUUGUCAGUUCAUUCAGUCAGACAUUGAGUGUAGACGCGUAUUGUUGAACGACCAAUCGAGCGAGCGACGACAAAACCAAUACGAACAACGCGCGGCCUUAACGCAUUUUAAUAGAGGAGGGGUCUCGGUGUUGUCUACUCUUUCUCCAAUUAAAAAAAAAUUAGUAUAUACAUACAGCUAUAUAUUAAUGAAUAUGAGUGCGCGCGUGUAAUUUAUUUUUGUUUGCUACAUAUAUCCUGAUGAAUUUUUUUCAUACAACUUCUUAAAGAAUUUAAUAAAAAAAAAAUCUAACAAAUUUCCACAAAAACAACACUCAUUCAUUAUUCAUCCCCCACAGCAGCAAGUGUAGAAGAAUCGGCAGCCAGCGGCAGCAGCAAUACCAUCAUCAUUGGAUAUAAUUAAAAUAAUAUUAACAAAAAUUCGAAACAACAACAAAAAACGAAAAGAAAACGUAGAAAAUACACAUAAAGAGAAAAAUAAUAAGAAAGGAAAAAAAACAAAACGAAAAGUUCAUUCAGUGCCUAAAAAUAUAACCAACCAAAUGAAAUGAAAAAAAUAUCAAUCAAGAAUUGAGGAAAGCAACAAAAAUAUCAAAUAUAUGCAUACAAAUAAAUAUAUCUACAGGUAUUACAAAAAGUAGAUGUCGAAGAAGAAGAUAAAAUCAAAUUAACAAAAUUAAAAAAAAAAUAAAAAAUUAUGUGAAUUAAGUGUUAAUACAUUGAAAACAACAUAUUCAGCUAGAUUAACAUAAAUAAAUACACAUACAUAAAAUACAAUACAAUAAAUACCAUCAUACAUACAUCAUGGAGGAUAAAUAAAUAAAUAAAUAAAAAAAAUAUCAAAAGAAAAAAAAAACAAUCUUAGAGAUACAUACAAUGUUUAUGUAUAGGUAUAAAUAAAUACGUGCUUUGUGUUUUUUUUCUGUGUUUGUGUGUGUGUAUAUAUAUAAUGAAUGUAUGUAUAUUAUACAGUUGGGAGAUGAGAAGAUCACCACAACAAAAGCAGCAAAAAUUUUAUGAAUGAAUCAAAAAUCAACGUAUCAAAACAACAACAAACAAGCUGACGGCAAAUAAGAAAAAAAAGAAACAAAAGCAAAAGCAAAAGAAAACAAAACGAAUUUAAAAAAGAAAAAAAAAACAAGAUACGUACAAGUGAUUAAAUCCAGGAAUUUUUGUUUUUUUUUUAUCGAAAUCAUCCCCAGCCAGCAAGCAAGUAAACAACAACGUCAAAGACGAUAAACCACAUUACAAGAACAACAACAACAGUAACAGCAGCAAAAAUCACUACUUUAAUUCAAUUCAUCGACGACGAUUGCAACAAUUACAUAAAACUCAAAAUAACUACAGAACGUACACACACCUACCUACCUACCUACCUACCCAUCUACCUAAAAACCAAACUACAACAACACACAUACCCAUAUGACACAGCAUGUAUUGUUGUACAACAAAAAAGUGUGUGUGCAUAAAAACACGCAGUUAAGACGUAGUAGUUGUAAAGCAAAAACAGAACAGCAACAUUAAAACAAACAACAAAAUUUUGAGAUCAGAAAACUCGAAAAGAAAUAUAAACAUCGGAAAAUACAAAGACGAAGAAGAAGAAGCAUUCAACGGCCAGCGAACAAACACACUAAACGCCGCCGCGACGCAAUCAUCAUCAACACAAACACACACACACACACACACUGUGGAAAUACACACACGUACGCUACGCACAUCUGUCAUUUCCUGUGUGGAUGAUUAUUACAGCAACAACAAUCACAGCGGCAACAGCAAAGUUACUCUGAAUGAAGAAAAACGAAAACGAAGAUUUGCAGUAGCAUUUUUCAAUUCCUCUCCUUUAUGCUCUACUGAAACGAUUAAAAUUUACCAUCUCAACAUCAACAUCAUCGUCAUCAAUUUAAUCCCAAACAUUUGCAGAGUUAAUAAGGCAAACAAAAAUUAAAGAUUACGCUGCAAACACACAUACAUACAUAUAAACAUCAAACACAAAACUACACGGGAUUGCUUUUUUAACAAACAAUAAAGCAAUCGCUUUGUGGAAUACGCUGAGAAUAGAUUCGAUAGCUGCACUCACUGAGUAUUGAGAAGCCAGAAGAGGACUUGCGCCAAGCACAGAUAGCAAAGGAGAAAGCAUAGCCGGCAUUGGCCACGUUGUAACAAAGUCAAGCAGUGGUUUACUGCGGAGAGGAUGAGGGAAACUGAUGGUCCCCGGCAAAAGUAUCGAGGGGAUUGAGGUCUUAAUACAGAGUAGUUGAACGCUACAUGGAUCGCAGAAAUGGCGGCGAUCCCUUGGCGCCUCCUCGGCCCCCUAAACUGUUACCAAAAAUCCAUCGUCCCCGAGCUCCUGAGCCAGAGAUGAUGAACACGACAAUAACAACACCAACAGCAGUAGGAUCAGUAAAUCAAACGGCAACGGCUACGACGACGACGACGACUACACCAAUUGGAGCAUACUCAACCUCAUCAGCAGCACCAGGGAGAGCAACGGAAGUUAUCCACACACCUCAAUGUACAAAUCAAACGGAUUUAAGUAGGAAUAAUAACUUGAAUCAAGCACCACAGCAACAUCAAAUUAGUAUUAACAAAACGUCGCCAACAACAGCAACGGCGACAGCUAUCGCAACAAUUCCCAUAUCAUCAUCGCCAUCUUCCAUAUCCAUAUCAUCGACAACGGCGCCACCACCACCCCCAUCCUCUACUUCCGGUGGCAGUGGCUUAGUGGUGUUUAACAACAACAUUCGUUACAAUCGGGUUAGUUGCAACAACAAUCAUAUCGGCAACAUAGAUGUUAUCACCCAACCACCAGGUGGGGCCAUAUCGGACGAUUAUCAAAUUCAUCAUCUAACCUAUCUACCCCAAAGACCCGGCAAUUUAAGUCGCAACGGUAGUCAAAUUAGUACCACCUCCUCAUCCACAUCGACAACGUCCGCUUCGUCAUCGGCUUCGGCGAAUGCAAUAACUGUUGCGAAUAGCUUUACACGGCGCCGGCCUCCCCCGUCAACGCCUACUUUGGGAGCUGCAGUACCGCUACUAACAAUUAGUGGCAGCAGCAGCAGCAACAACAAUAACAGUUUCCUUAAUCAUUUCCAUAAUCCGGAGCUGGUGCCAUCAUCCACCGUCACACUGGCGCAACCGAGACCCGAGUCCGAACGGCUCGGCAAUGAGUAUGUGGACACACCGUUGCGUACGGCGCAACAGCUGCAGAAUGCAACGCGUAUUCAACAUCCCGCUGGCGAGCAUGACAAUGGUCAAACUACAACGCAUCACCUGCUGUUGUUGCCUCAGCGCGAGUUGCGUCAACUACAACAACUGCACCAUCAACACCCCCAACGACUUGCAUCAGCUGCUGGCUCAGCGAAUGCAACACUGGGCGGCGUCGAUGGCACCGAUGGUAUACUACAUUCGCAACAAAACCACCACCACCACCACCACCUUCAUCACGCCAAGGGGUCGCCGUGUACGCAGGCUACGCCGCAGGUGACGGGAAAAUUGUCGCCGUCACCGGACACACGGGGAUUCGCUUCAUCGGGCCUUAUCCAGCCAAUCAGUAAUCAGCCUAUCACCAAACAACCCGCCUUGUCACACAAUGUCAACAAUUCCUGUAAGUUUGCAAAGGAAUUGCCCGCACUAGAUGAACUGCUUGAUAUUCAUAACAUCGCAACUGGUAUUCCAACAUCGCAGGGCAUGAUAUCGGCGGUCAAUGGUGCCAGUCCUCUCACCGGCUCCAUUGUCAUUGGCAACAGCGAUGCGCCGUCAUCACUGAAUCCAAUAACUUGCCCGAGUUGCGAUCGCUGUCGCUGUGAACAAUGCCAGAGUCCCCGCCCUCUACCGCAGACAUGGGUAUGCAAUAAGACCUGUCUCUGCAGCGCCGAAUCCAUCAUAGACUACGCAUCAUGCCUAUGUUGCGCUAAGGCCCUCUUCUAUCACUGUGCCCGGGACAAUGACCUCGAUUGUGAUGAUGGCUCGGGCACACCCUGCGUUGACAACCCCUGCUCCUGUGGACCCUACAAGCGAACGCAGCGAUGGGGCUGGCUCGGUGCGCUGUCCAUAGUGUUGCCCUGUCUUUGGUGUUAUUGGCCGAUGCGCGCCUGUGUAGCCGCUUGUGAAAAGUGUUAUGGGCGUUUUGCGCGACGCGGCUGUCGCUGCCAACAGAUCGGCUCUACGUCAAGCAUGUUUCCCAUAACAUCGAUUGGCAGCAAUGGUACUAAUAUUAUGGCUUUAAAUAAUGGCGGCGGCAUGCCGGCGAAUACAGGGAACACAGCGAAAUCAGUGGCAGGCCAUUACCCACACCAUCAUCACCACAAUGAAUGCAACAGUGCGGCGAGUAGGAUACUGCGAAAGGGAGAUCUAACGCCCGAAAAAAGAUUACUUGAUUCCAGUCCAGAGUAUUAGUGAAUAUUAUUCCAGCUAAGCAAAGCAGCAGCACCACCACCCCACGGCAUGGCACGGCACGGCCAGAGAAGAACAAGCACAUAAGCACUUGACCGGAAAUGACUGCUAUACGCGAAUGUAGUUAAAACCGUUAGGUGCUUAAACACACAAAGAUGUAUUCUCUCAGCCAGUUAGUCAGUCAGUCGGUCAGUUAGUCGGCAACGCAACACAAUGCCAAACGGAAACCACAGAUAUUUCCAACACAUGGAACUAUAGCUACUGUGUUUUACUACGAUAUGACGAUAGUGGUGCAGGGUUUUUUUUUUUGUUUUUUAAAUGUGGAACCAAGAACAAAUAUCGAAGCAUUUAUGAUGUAAAUAUGUACAUGUAUAAUUCUAUAUAUAUAUAUAUAUAUACUAAAAAAAAGAAAGAACAUACUAUAUAUAUAUAUACAUUUAAAGACAAAACAACCAAACUAACUAAACUGUAUUUAGAUAAAAUCUCACGCACGUAAUCAACUACACCACAACAAGUCGAAGAAGAGAAAACUAUUUAAAAUAAAAUCGCAAGUCCUUUUUGAUAAUUAUUAUUUUAAAAAUAAUAAUGAAACCAGAAAAAAACAUAAUAAAAAGCAUACAAUUCAUUAAAUUAAAAACAAACACAUGCAUUAAAAUUCAAUUCAAGAAAACAAAAAAACAAUCCAGGGAAAGGCCAACGAACGUCUGUAAAAUGGAGAUCUACAAGAUCCUCUUUUGCCUAGGCGGUCAUGCAUCAUCAUACAUCCAUCUAAUAAGGCCUUUCUAAUUCCUCUUUAGCUGUUAUACAACAACAAAUUCGCACCUACCAUUAUCAGACAUUGAAGAACAAAGUAUGGUUGUUGGCUCGAAUCUAUGGCAAAAACAAAGACUACCCACCAUUGAACUGAAAGCACUCGAAUGUUUUUUUUAAAUCGAAUAUUUUCAAUAUUUCUAUGUUUAAAGUUAUGUCAAAAAACACAAAUUUUUUAAGAGAAGCUGAAUUUCGGCCUGCAUAUCUUGGUCGAAAAUAAUAACCAUAUUUAAAAAAAAAACUUUUUUAUGUAGGUAUCAUUUUACGAUCAUCAAUGGGUUACAUUACAACGUUAUAUCCAAGGAACAUUAAACAGGUAGUCAGGGUACAUCUAUUUCGGAUAACGUGAAGUUACAUACCUUGCGUGACACCAAUGCGUACUUAUGCAUGUAUGUCAAAAAAUAUAUUAAAAUAGGUUGCUUUUAUUUUUAUUGUGUGAGUUACACAACGACAGCACGCACGCAUCUGACGGAAUAAGUUAACCAACUCUCAACUUUGAACGCGUUUCAGGUCGCUAAACAUAUGAUUUCAAAAAUUGUUUUGCAGUCCGUAAAUUAGAGAAAUUCUUUGGUGAUUUUAACAAUAAACCAUUUCCAUUGAAAUGAACUUUAAAAAUGACAUUAAUAAGUAGAUUUUUAGAAAUUCGUUUGAAGCUAAGGCACAACCUAAAGAACGCAUGUGGGCGCAUCUGAUUGCUUAACCAUGCAUAAGUACUUCACGUGGUAUGUAACUCCACCAUUUAAGCUCAGUAGCCAGCCUCAAAAUUCGAUGUCCAACAAACACAACCAUGAUAGUCCCAUGCCGUAGUUCUAAAUGUCAUAUUUAUCUGUGAUGUUAUUGAUCUACAUUUCAUGCUUUAUCUAUGAAAAAUUUUCUACUUCAGUGUUUUUCAAAAGUGAAACACUUAUUCUUACAGCUGUUGUUUUGGAAAUUCGAGAUAAUAGGAAAAGGUUUGGAGUUAUCUGUGGAUACUUUUUUGAGCGCUACAAACCUUGUCUUUCCUAGGAGAUUUUAGCAUACACUUAACAAGGUAAUGUCAACAGUCAAGAGACACUAGCAAAAAGUAGCGGAAAGCCAUCAGCUGACUUAUAGGUGUUGUUAAUCCUGUUUCUCCAUUGUCUCAAAACCUACGUCACUUUAGUUGUUCCAUCAAUUGUUUACACUGGAUUUCAAAAUUCUAAUUAUAAAUGAAAACUAUUAUUACUAUCCGCCAGAAAAUUACAAAAGCGGUGCGAAUAUAAAACAAAGUAGUGUCUACAAUUUGAAUUGUUGUAAAAAGUAGCAUACAAACGGGUCUUCACAUGAAAAAUGGUCAUGGAGACCUUUCCACCAUUUCUUUUAGGCAAUUUGAGAAACUGAUUAUGGCAAGUCAAUGACAAGACACUUCCUCAGUGUUGUAUUGUUGUUUUGUUUUUAGAGAAUCCUGUAAGACUGAUUUCUUUUUUAAGCCUAGUACUAAGAUAGUUUUUAUGUCAAAAUGCGCUUAAAAAAAAGUGUGAAGAAAGACAAAACGAAAACAUUCUGCAGCAGCUGUACUGAGUUCUUUUACCAAUGCGUCUGCAACAUGUUGCUGCAUUAUAUAUUAUAGUGCAGUGGGUAUACAUCUAUUGUGAAUGGCAAGGUAUAGUUUAAACCAAUUGUUUAUAAAAUUUUGUGCACAACCCUUAACAAAGCUGUUUUGUAAUUUUUACUAAUAAAUAUUUCUAAAUUUUUCUCGAAUUGUUUUGAAAGUUUGCUAAAAAUGGCAUUACCACUUCAUGUCUACAACUAAAACAAGGCUAUUAUAACAAUCAGCUGAGCAAUAGUUGUCACAAUAGUAGUAGUCAGCAUUGCCAUGUUUAACUGUAGCCAGUCGUUUUACUUGCAACCAUUUUAAUGAAAUCGUAUGAAUAUGGUGCUCUAUUGUAAAAUCUCUCUUUGAUGGAGGUGAAUUGUAGUGUUACCUUUGAACAAAGUAAACGGCCAACCAAAGUGACCGUGCACUUUGGUGAACAACGUUGCCAAACACUAUUAUUGUGACUUUACAUAGUUAUCUAGCAUUGAGCUGAAACUUGAAUCGGGCAGCACUUAUUGACAUGUGAGAAGUUUUCCUGCCGCAUUAUAAUGUUUUGGGAAUAUUUGCAUCGAAUGCACAUGCUGUGUUCCUUACUUCAGCUAUUCCAGUGCAAAAUUGUAUUGGAUAGUCCCAGUUGUACACCGAGGCGGCAGCCAUUGCCGAUGAAGGACGCCAUCGGGUCAAUGUACUGGAUAGUUAUCGAUAUCAUGCGAUAAAAGAUAAAAAUAACCGAUAAAUCGUGAUUUGUACUUUACAAAAUUAAACACGGUAAGAUUAAUUCACAGUUAUUCUAUGGAAGGGUGUAAAAGGAAUAUCGAUUAUUACAAGUAGCGUGCAAUGUGUAUGUAGUUUUAUAAGAAUGUCAAAACGGCAAAAGCUAUAAAAUGCUAGGGUAAAGUACUUGUUUUCACAAGCUAUCAAUAGUUUUGAGAAUACUGGAAACCUAUAUAGCAUUUAUAACUUCCAUUGAAUGUUAGCAGAAAAGGCUUUAUAGGAUAUUUGCUGCAGAUAAGUAGAUUUGCUCACAUUGAAUGCCUGCGCAAGAAUUUCAGAAAAAUUUUUUAGCGGGCGUUCUCUAUACUUUUACGACAUUUGUGAGGUAUUCGGCCUUGUACAACUCCUCUGCGAAGAGGUGUCGCUAAGCGGCUCGACAUUCGGACGUGGCUAUAAAAAGGAGGUCCCUUACUUAUUGAGCUAAAACUUGAAUUGCUCAGCACACAUUGGCAUGAGAGCUUUGUACAUUGUUCUUUAAUGGAUAGUUUGCAUUAUCGAUUAGUCGAUAAUGUUGGGAAUACAAAAGUUAGCUUAAUUAAAAUUAAGAAUGCCUGUAUUUUUAAAUGCAAGGUUUUAUUUCAUAUUUGCUUGUACAGAAUUUAUCGUUAUGAUGAUCAUCACAUUAGCCAUUUUCAGAGCAAACUCAUUGGCACUAUCGACCAUAGGCCGUGUUUGGUUUAGUACAUUGCAGCAAUACUACUUUGGUAUUGGAAAAUUGGUCAGUUAUGUCACUUAGGGUUGGUAUUCUGUUCUGCUUUCGGAAUAGUCGGUGACAUUUUUAAUUGUUUCACGAGCGAAAUUUGACAAUAAUCAUUUGUCUUUGUUUCCACACCAAAAUACGUUUUUAUUCCCUCCACCAUAGGAUAGGGGUAUACUAAUUUCGCCAUUCUAUUUGUAACACCUCGAAAUAUGCGUCUAAGACCCCAUAAGGUAUAUAUAUUCUUGGUCGUCAUGUCAUUUUAAGUCGAUCUGUCUGCCCAAAGCAAGCUAACUUUCGAAGGAGUAAAGCUAGCCGCAUGAAAUUUUGCACAAAUACUUUUUAGUAGUGUUUAGUAGUUCAUGUUUUGAUAUAGCUGCCAUAUAAACCAAUCUUGGGUCUUGACUUCUUGAGCCUCUAGAGGGCGCAAUUUUCAUCCGAUUUGGCUGAAAUUUUGCACGUGGUGUUUUGGUAUCACUUCCAAUAACUGUGCUUAGUAUGGUUCACAUAGAUUUAUAACCUGAUAUAGCCGCCACAUAAACCGAUUAUGGGUCUUGAUUUCUUCAGCUUUUAGAGGGAGCAAUUCUCAUCCGAUUUGACAGCAAGUUUGCAUGAGGUGUUUUGUUAUGACUUUCAAUAAUUGUGCUAAGUAUGACGCAAAUUGGUACAUAACCUGAUAUAGCUGCCCUAUAAACCGAUCUUGGAUUUUGACUUCUUGAGCCGCUGGAGGGCGCAAUUCUCUUCCGAUUUGGCUGAAAUUUUGCAUGAGGUGUUAUGUUAUGACUUUCAAUAACUGUGCUAAGUAUGACGCAAAUUGGUACAUUACCUGAUAUAACUGCCUUAUAAACUGAUCUGGGGUCUUGACAUCUGAAGCCUCUAGAGGGCGCAAUUAUCAUCCGAUUUGGCAGAAAUUUUGUACAACGGCUUCUCUCAUGACUUUCAACAUAUGUUUCCAAUGUGGUCUGAAUCGAUCUAUAGCUUGAUACAGCUCCCAUUUAAACCGAUCUUCCGAUUUUGCUUCUUAAGCCCCUACACAAGGCGCAAUUCUUAUCCGAAUGGACUGAAAUAUUACACAAUGACUUCUAUAAUGUUCAGCAUUCAAUUCAUUUAUGGUUCGAAUCGGACUAUAACUUGAUAUUGCUCCAAUAGCAUAAAGAGAUAAAAGAGAUACCGCCCAAAGAACUCGACAAUUGCGAUCCAUGGCGGAGGGUAUAUACAAUAAGAUUCGGCCCGGCCGAACUUAGCACGCUCUUACUUGUUUUUAUCUGCAGUUUUUGUGCAAAUAAAUACAAUAAGAAAAAGAAAAACGAACCCUUAAAACUAAUAACAUACAAAAGUAUGAUAUAUGCAAUGGUAGCUAUGACGGUUUCAAACGUUGGCAAUAUAAUUGUUGUUUACUCUGCCAUUCAUUAUAAGCAGAGGACUACUUUUUCGCCUGUUUUUCUUCAUCGUUGUUCUUUCGUGUGAAAGCUAAACAGAAUACCCUCUUUCAGCGAAGACAAAAAGUGGAAAGACUCCAUGAACAUUGAGGUUAUCGAAAUAUGCCGAUGGAAAAUAAUACAAAAAAGAAAAGAAACUUAAACAAAAAAACAACGAAUUUAAAGAAAGAGCAGAAGCAAAAUUCCAAAAUUGUAGGUCAACUGAUCGCUUUCCACCAUCUUAUCUAGUGGAUCAUGAAAAGUAGCUGCUGUGUUUUAUUUUAGUAUUAUGCAGUUCAUGUCAAAUAUUCUGGAUAGAAUUUCCGUGCAAAGUUCUACAAAAUAGUUAUCGGUAUAAUACGAUAACCGAAUAUAAUAAGCGAUUAAUCGUGAUAAAAAACUUCCAUAACUUGUACAUAACUGAGAUCACCAUGAUCAAUAUGAUCCUUUGAAAUUGCAAAUUUGAUGAUUCGAUGCCAAUCGCCACAACUUUGGGUCUCCUUUCAUCAAAAUACAACAAAAAUUGAGGACAAAACUACCUUUGCAAAGCAAAAUGAAAAUAGUAAAAUAACACUUCAUAUCCACACUCACACACACACACACUUGGAAAUAAAUUCAAUACAAAUAAAUUCACUUUGAAAUUAAAGUAAAGGAAGAAUUAUAAAAAGUUAUAAAACAAGAAAUAAAGAAACACGUGAACACCUAUUAUAAUAUACCUAUAUGUAUGUGCAUAUUAUAUGUGUGUACUACGUAUAUAGUAUGUAUAUGUAUGUAUACAUAUAACUAUUUAGAUACAUAUGUGCGUGUGUAUGUAGUUUAUGGAUACUUACAAUAGCAAUACACACACAUACAUAUGUACAUUGAAAAAAAAGAAAUAUAUAUAU